Messenger RNA from Auanema sp. JU1783, 396 nucleotides. The record is from the annotation of a GenBank genome assembly. Lineage: Eukaryota; Metazoa; Nematoda; Chromadorea; Rhabditida; Rhabditidae.
AUGGCACAGUACAAUGACUUGACGAACAACGACAACUUGCAAUGCUCAGAAAUGUUUCAAAGGGCUCCAUCACCAGAAUUAUUCCCAGAAAACGUUCCCGGUGCCUGGGAUUUGAAUCGAGAGAAUGAAGUUUUAAUGCCUGGUUCAGGCCACAAUCGAUUCCGUACUGACUUAGAACCAGAAGACGUCAAAUUAGUAAACGACCUUGGAAGAUUAACCCCUGACCAAUUAGCAGAAUAUAUCAAGGCAUUGCAAAGCAGCGCUUUCACUUUGGGAAUCGAAGAAGGUGUGUUAAUUCACUUCACCUUCCAACUUCUUUUUCACUCAUUUCUCCUCACAAACCGAAGCAGUUUUCUAAAGCCAAAGUCUUACAGAUAUUCAAGAAGUGAUCUUUGA